Juglans microcarpa x Juglans regia is the source of this 2329-nucleotide messenger RNA. Its product is annotated as delta-1-pyrroline-5-carboxylate synthase-like. Gene Ontology annotation, molecular function: glutamate 5-kinase activity; ATP binding; glutamate-5-semialdehyde dehydrogenase (NADP+) activity. The record is from RefSeq and is a predicted model, not a curated record. The transcript is spliced from 20 exons. Lineage: Eukaryota; Viridiplantae; Streptophyta; Magnoliopsida; Fagales; Juglandaceae. The coding region runs from base 10 to 2202 and encodes 730 amino acids. Gene Ontology annotation, cellular component: cytoplasm.
UCUUGGUGCAUGGUAGCUCUUCUUCAAGUCGCCCGCCGCAUUCUUACUCGACCCAGCGCCAUGGAUCCUACCCGAGCUUUUGUCAAGAACGUGAAGCGUCUGAUAGUCAAGGUCGGAACGGCUGUGGUUACUAGACCUGAUGGAAGACUGGCACUAGGCAGGCUUGGAGCUCUCUGUGAGCAGCUUAAAGAAUUAAACUCUCGAGGCUAUGAGGUUAUUUUGGUUUCUUCAGGAGCGGUUGGUCUUGGACGCCAAAGGCUUAGAUACAGAAAAGUAGCCAACAGCAGCUUUGCUGAUCUACAAUAUCCACAAGAUGAAUUUGAUGGAAAGGCUUGCGCAGCAGUCGGGCAGAGUAGUCUCAUGGCUCUGUAUGAUACAAUGUUCAGCCAGCUUGAUGUGACCUCUUCUCAACUUCUUGUGACUGAUGUUGUUUUUAGGGAUGAAGGUUUUAGAAAGCAACUUUGUGACACUGUGAACUCACUAUUAGAUUUGAGGGUUAUUCCUAUUUUCAAUGAGAAUGAUGCAGUUAGCACUAAGAAAGCACCAUACCAGGAUUCUUCUGGUAUAUUUUGGGAUAAUGACGGUUUGGCAAGUCUAUUAGCUUCAGAACUAAAUGCUGACCUUCUUGUUCUGUUGAGCGAUGUAGAGGGCCUCUAUAGUUGUCCUCCGAGUGACCCAAAAUCAAAGAUAAUACAUACAUAUAUCAAGAAGAAACACCAAGGGGAAAUCACAUUUGGAGACAAGUCCAGGUUGGGAAGAGGAGGUAUGACUGCUAAAGUUGAAGCAGCUAUCUGUGCAGCUGAUGCUGGCAUCCCUGUUGUUAUUACAAGUGGUUAUGCCACAGACAACAUCAUUAAAGUACUUCAAGGAGAGCAUCUUGGUACUCUUUUCCAUAAAGAUGCACAAUUAUGGACUUCGGCCAAAGAGGCUGGUGCGCGUGCUAUGGCGGUUGCGGCCCGGGAAUGUUCUAGACGGCUUCAGGCCACACAACCUCAAGAAAGGAGGAAAAUAUUGCUGGACAUAGCGGAUGCCCUGGAGGCGAAUGAAAGUGUGAUUAUGGCUGAGAAUGAAGCUGAUGUUGCUGCUGCACAGGAGGCUAGAUACGAGAAAUCAUUAAUAUCUCGUUUAUCCUUGAAGCCCGGGAAGAUCUCCAGUCUUGCAAAAUCUGUUCGCAAACUUGCAGAGAUGGAAGAACCCAUUGCUCGUGUUUUAAGUAGAACAGAGCUUUCAGACGGGCUCAUCUUAGAGAAAACGACAAGUCCUUUGGGUGUCCUCCUGAUUGUUUUUGAGUCUCGACCUGAUGCUCUGGUACAGAUAGCUUCACUAGCAAUUCGAAGUGGGAAUGGUCUACUGCUUAAAGGAGGGAAAGAAGCCAAGCGAUCAAAUGCGGCGUUGUACAAGGUCAUUACUUCAGCAAUCCCAGAUACUGUUGGUGACAAACUUAUUGGACUUGUGACUUCCAGAGAGGAGAUUCCUGAUCUGCUUAAGCUGGAUGAUGUGAUAGACCUUGUGAUCCCCAGAGGCAGUAAUAAGCUUGUUUCUCAGAUUAAGAGUUCAACAAAAAUUCCUGUUCUCGGUCAUGCUGAUGGAGUUUGUCAUGUUUAUGUUGAUAAGUCAGCUAAUAUAGAUAUGGCAAAACACAUUCUGCGUGAUGCAAAAAUGGAUUAUCCUGCAGCCUGUAAUGCAAUGGAAACACUUCUUGUACACAAAGAUUUUCUGAGUAAUGGUGGGAUCAAUGAACUUCUCCUUGAACUUCAAUCUGAAGAUGUUACUCUAUAUGGAGGACCAAAAGCCAGCACUUUGUUGAAUAUUGUAGAGGCAAAUUCAUUGCAUCAUGAAUACAGUUCCAUGGCUUGCACAAUUGAAAUCGUAGAUGAUGUGUUUUCUGCCAUUGACCACAUAAAUGAAAACGGGAGUGCUCAUACUGACUGUAUCAUCACAGAAGACAGUGAAGUUGCUGAAACUUUCCUACAUCAAGUUGACAGUGCUGCAGUCUUUCAUAAUGCAAGCACACGAUUCUGUGAUGGUGCACGCUUCGGACUUGGCGCAGAGGUCGGUAUAAGUACGAGCCGGAUUCAUGCUCGAGGACCUGUGGGAGUAGAAGGACUUUUAACAGUACGAUGGAUUUUGAGAGGACGUGGUCAGGUGGUGGAUGGUGAUAAAGGUGUUACUUAUACACACAAGGUUCUGCAUCAUUCCUAGCAAUUCAGAAACAGAUCUGUCAAGGCUGGAAGUUGCGGUUCAUCAGCUGCUCCUGAGAUCCUAUGUUUUAUUUUAAGAUAAAAGAAUUUCCUUUUUAACCUUUUCCAACCCAUUCCACUGGUAUCAU